UACACUACACGUCAGCGUCCCGCACAUCUCGAAGGGCCGUUUAUUUCCUAUCAAUCAUGCUGCACGUCCGUGUACGUUCACUCACACAUCCGUGUGUGUUUAGAUGGCAUGGCUGCGUGGCGCGCGCACACAACUGCUGAAUUUUUUUUAUUUAAUUUUUUUAUAAUAUCACUACUGUCUUUUCGUGACUGAAACAUAAAGAGGAAAGUGGGAGUUUAAUUGAAUAAGGGAGUGGAGGAAAGAGAGAAAGAAAAAGACAGUGAGAGGGAGGGACUCUAGGCUGCUGCGGGGUGUUUAUUUAUUUGUGCUGGCUCCCCUUUUUCUUUCUUUCUUUCUGUCUUAUUAUUUUUCAACUGAUUUUCCAAAAUGAGGCUAAAAGUUGGAUUCCUCCUUCGGAGUUUACUGGUCAUCGGCACGUUUUUGGGACUGGUUUUGCUUUGGUCUUCCCUGACACCGAAGGCAAUCGACGAUAACCCGUUUGCUGGUGUGCUGGCAGGAAGAGAUGCAGGUAAACUCUUGCAGCCCGAGCCUCAAAAUAAUGACAUGGCUGACCAGUUCAAGCCUGUCGUUCCUUGGCCCCACGUCGAAGGAGUCGAAGUCGAUCUGGAUUCUAUCCGCCAGAAAAAUGGUGACAAGCCGAACCCUGCAUUCAAAGCCCAGAACCAGGAGAAUGUCAUCCAGAAGCAAUAUGUCACCUUUAAGCCUCACACCAAUGCGUUUAAUGAACCUGUGUUGAAGAGAGGAGUUCUGGGAAACUUUGAGCCUAAAGAACCUGAGCCUCAGGGGGUCCAGGGCGGACCGGGAGAGGGCAGCAAAGAGUUCGUACUGGGACCGGAGUACAAAGAUUCUGUUCAGGCCAGCAUCAAGGAGUUCGGCUUUAAUAUGGUAGCUAGCGACAUGAUCUCUCUGGAUCGAACCAUUGGCGACUUACGGCAUGAAGAGUGUAAAUACUGGCACUAUGAUGAAAACCUCCUCACCUCCAGCGUGGUCAUUGUCUUUCACAAUGAGGGCUGGUCCACACUGAUGAGGACGGUGCACAGUGUCAUCAAAAGAACCCCGAGGAAAUACCUGGCUGAGAUCGUCAUGAUUGAUGACUUCAGUAACAAAGUUCAUCUUAAAGAGAGGCUGGAGGACUACAUAAAACAGUGGAAUGGGUUGGUCAAACUGUUCCGCAAUGAAAAGAGAGAGGGUCUGAUCCAGGCCAGGAGCAUAGGAGCCUAUAAAGCCACUCUGGGACAGGUGCUGAUCUACCUGGAUGCUCAUUGCGAAGUUGGGGUGAACUGGUACGCCCCGCUCGUGGCCCCCAUUUCAAAAGACCGAACGGUCUGUACAGUACCGUUGGUAGAUUACAUAGACGGCAAUGAUUAUACCAUAGAGCCACAGCAGGGUGGGGAUGAGGAUGGUCUGGCGCGAGGCGCCUGGGACUGGAGCCUCCUGUGGAAAAGGGUCCCUCUCAGCAGCAGGGAGAAGGCUGAGAGAAAGCAUAAAACAGAGCCUUAUCGGUCUCCUGCGAUGGCUGGAGGACUCUUCGCAAUAGAGAGAGAUUUCUUCUUCGAGCUGGGCCUCUAUGAUCCAGGCCUUCAGAUCUGGGGAGGAGAAAACUUUGAGAUCUCCUACAAGAUAUGGCAGUGUGGUGGGCAGCUUCUGUUCGUGCCAUGUUCUCGGGUGGGACACAUCUACCGUCUGCAGGGCUGGCAGGGAAACCCACCUCCUGCUCAUGUAGGCUCGUCCCCCACGCUUAAGAACUAUGUGCGGGUGGUGGAGGUGUGGUGGGAUGAGUAUAGAGACUAUUUCUACGCCAGCCGGCCUGAGACUCUGACGCUGGCCUACGGAGACAUCAGCAGCUUGAAAAAGUUCAGAGAGGAACAUCGCUGCAAGAGCUUCAAGUGGUUCAUGGAAGAGAUCGCCUAUGACAUCCCUCUACAUUACCCGCUGCCUCCAAAGAAUGUGGAAUGGGGAGAGAUCCGUGGGUUUGAGACCAGCUACUGCAUCGACAGCAUGGGCCACACCAAUGGUGGCAAUGUCGAAAUUGGGCCUUGUCAUAGAAUGGGUGGGAAUCAGCUCUUUAGAAUUAAUGAGGCAAACCAGCUCAUGCAGUACGACCAGUGCCUGACAAAGGGAGGAGACGGAUCUGCUGUCAUCAUAACACACUGCAACUUAAACGAGCUCACAGAGUGGAGAUACUUUAAGGAUCUUCAUCGAUUCACACAUAUACCCACAGGGAAAUGCUUGGAUCGCUCUGAUGUCUUGCACAAAGUUUAUAUAACUGACUGUGACAACAGUAAGAGCUCACAGAAAUGGGAGAUGAACAACAUUGUGGCAGUUUGAGAGCCAUGCUCAAAUGUGCUUUAAGGAUAAACACUUGACUACAGCAACAGGUUUUACCAGUAUACAUGUGACUUAAGUUUAGUCAUCACUCGAACAACUCUGAUCAUACACUUCAACUCCAUUGAAGACAAUGUUUACAUCGGCUUAUCCCCAGUGUCCAUCGCAUGGGUUUUUCUUUGAAAUCCGAGGAUCGAAGGGAUCUACCUAACAGAAUGAUUUUCACAGAAUGUGCACAAUGUGUGCUGCGAUAAAUGCCACUUUUGUUGCUGUUCCAUUAUAAAAUACAGGUUGUGUGUCAAAUACUGGGAUGCAUAUAUUUUUUUAACACUGGACCUGUUUUAUGACAACCUGCCACUUGAACUAUUUUCGUCUUUGGCACAAUGGCAAGUUUUAUUUUUUGCAUAUACUCUCGGUAAAGAAUGGUAGUGGAGAGAAAAGGGAAAUGGGGUCAAUCAUGAAGAAAAUAAAAAUGUAUUUUUGUCUACGGCAUAAAUGUUUGCUUGGUUGGGGAAUUAUUUUACUUGUAUGUGAAAAUCAACAAUUGAUCAUAAUACUAUAAUGGGCAAAAAUCAUCUUGAGCAAGUGGAGCAAAUUUGUGUUUCAAGGGCAAGAAUGAUUGCAAUGUGUACAUUUUUGUUUGUUUGUAUAAUGUAAAUAUGAUUAUUUCUAAAUUAACGUUUUGAGAUACGGUGGGAUUCCCAAUGAAUGUGUAAAUAGCUAACUUAUAAUGGCUGUUUUCUCAAGAAAAUAAAUGGAACAUUUUUACCA
This is a messenger RNA of Carassius carassius (crucian carp), 3096 nucleotides long. RefSeq names its product N-acetylgalactosaminyltransferase 7-like. The coding region runs from base 367 to 2328 and encodes 653 amino acids. Lineage: Eukaryota; Metazoa; Chordata; Actinopteri; Cypriniformes; Cyprinidae. Gene Ontology annotation, cellular component: Golgi apparatus. The transcript has 12 exons. The record is from RefSeq and is a predicted model, not a curated record.